AUGGAAAGCGUGAAUGUGGUGCGAAGUCAGAUUAUGGAGUAUAGGGCAUCCCAUGACCCAGCCAAAAUAUCUACUGCCGUGGGGGUUAUGGGGGAGGCUGUCUCCUACGCGGGACAUCCUGUUCGGUGGAAAAGACCCAAAUUUGGGGUAAUCAAGGUUAAUUGUGACGGCGCCUGGUGUGCAUCAACAUUCCGAGGAGGCUAUGGAUGGGUGGUGCGAGAUUUUGUUGGAAUGCUGCUUGCGGCUGGCGGGGAAGGGGGUCUUUUCUUCAAUAAGGCGGCCAUGGCGGAGGCUAGUGCUGUGCGGGCAGCUUUAAUGGUUUGCAGGGAGCGGGGUUUUGCGGAGGUGGAAAUCGAGUCUGAUUCACAAGGGCUUAUUAGCAUGCUUAAAGGUGAGUAUGUCAUUGAUGCAACACUAGAAGGCUUACUCUAUGAUAUUAGGGCCUUGGCGUCGCAAGUUGGCAGGGUGAGUUUCGUGUUUGUUAAGCGGAAGGGAAAUGCCGCGGCUCAUGCUAUGGCCUUACAUGUAACCUUAAUGAGAGGCUCCUUCUGUUGGGAUGCCCAUGGACCAGAGUUUUUAUUUAAUAUUCUAGCUGAAGAUGUAAACAUUCCUAUUCGUAUCUAG
This is a messenger RNA of Malus domestica (apple), 624 nucleotides long. RefSeq lists its product as uncharacterized. NCBI's taxonomy places the organism in Eukaryota, Viridiplantae, Streptophyta, Magnoliopsida, Rosales, Rosaceae. Gene Ontology annotation, molecular function: nucleic acid binding; RNA-DNA hybrid ribonuclease activity. The record is from RefSeq and is a predicted model, not a curated record.